CCGGGGAGGUUCUGGGGGUGGCGGCGUGGGGCGACCUCGGGCCACCCCGCCAGUCCCCAGGCCGGCCAGGCAUGAGCUCCGGGGCCGCCUGGCGGCUGCAGACGCUCCAGCGACACCUGCGCUCCCCGGAGCGGGUGUGGACGCAAGGCCGGCCCCACACGCGCGUGGCUGCCUCUCCCGGGGCCCAGGGCAUUGGGAUGGAGCCGGCUGGCAGCCCACUGACCACGCACGUGCUGGACACUGCCUCAGGGCUCCCGGCCCAAGGCCUCUGCCUCCGUCUGUCCAGGCUCGAGGACCGUGGCCAGCAGUGGACCGAGCUGAGGAGAAGCUACACGGACCCUGAUGGCCGCUGCCCUGGGCUCCUGCCGGCAGGCCAGAUGAAGGCGGGCACCUACAAGCUGUCCUUCGACACCGAGGGCUACUGGCAGAAGAGGGGCCAGGAGAGCUUCUACCCGUAUGUGGAGGUCGUUUUCACCAUUACGAACGAGACCCACAAGUUCCACGUGCCCCUGCUGCUGAGCCCGUGGUCUUACACCACGUACCGCGGGAGCUAGCGGCUGAGCGGCAGCUGGCCUGCGAGCCGGGACCUGGCAGCACGGCAGACUGAGCCGCCCCCAACCAGCAGGACGGGCUUGUUCCUCAUGGGCACCAGGCUCACACGUCUGGCAACGUUCUGGCCCCAAUUUCCCAGUGGCAGUUGUCACUCAGGCUUCAAUAAAGUCGCCGCUGGCCUCUG
Molecule: messenger RNA, 736 nt
Organism: Hippopotamus amphibius kiboko
Lineage: Eukaryota; Metazoa; Chordata; Mammalia; Artiodactyla; Hippopotamidae
Product: 5-hydroxyisourate hydrolase-like
Exons: 4
Coding region: 72-554 (160 amino acids)
Biological process (GO): purine nucleobase metabolic process
Molecular function (GO): hydroxyisourate hydrolase activity
Source: RefSeq, a predicted model, not a curated record